Aplosporella prunicola CBS 121167 is the source of this 5551-nucleotide messenger RNA. RefSeq lists its product as uncharacterized. Gene Ontology annotation, cellular component: nucleus. The coding region runs from base 163 to 5289 and encodes 1708 amino acids. The record is from RefSeq and is a predicted model, not a curated record. The transcript has a single exon. Gene Ontology annotation, biological process: sister chromatid segregation; resolution of meiotic recombination intermediates; DNA topological change. NCBI's taxonomy places the organism in Eukaryota, Fungi, Ascomycota, Dothideomycetes, Botryosphaeriales, Aplosporellaceae. Gene Ontology annotation, molecular function: DNA binding; DNA topoisomerase type II (double strand cut, ATP-hydrolyzing) activity; ATP binding.
CAUCAUCUUCCGCCUUCAACGCCACUUUUCGCUUUUCUUUUUCGAAGAACUGUUCUCCUGUAUACCCCGAACCGACACUGUGCCAUUUGCUUGACGCCGGGCGUUUGCCCGCCAUCUUUUGUUCACUUCACUGCAGACGCUCUUUGACCUUUCACCCUCACCAUGGACUCCAUGUCCGACGAAUCGGCCUUUGAGGACGGAAACGUGAGUUCCGACUUCGAGGCGCCAAAGCCAGCAGCAAAGAAGGCCGCGCCGAAGAAGGCCGCCGCACCAAAGCCCAAGGCUGCCGCACCCAAGGCUGCCACCGCGAAAAAGACCACCAAGAAGGCGCCGAAACCGAUCGAAGAAGACAGCAUCAUGGACGAUGAUGACGACGACGUUUCUCCCCCAGCGCCAGGCCCCAAGGCAAAAUCGGGCACCGCCACCCAGAAGUACCAGAAGCUCACGCAGCUUGAACAUAUCAUCAAGCGACCGGAUACGUACAUUGGCUCUAUAGAGCGCACCGAAAAGCAGAUGUGGGUGUUCAACUCGGAAACAGAGUCCAUGGAAUCCAGGGAAGUCAGCUUUGUGCCCGGUCUGUACAAAAUCUUUGAUGAGAUUCUCGUCAAUGCCGCGGACAACAAACAAAACGACAAGAACAUGAAUGAGAUUAAGGUCACGAUAGACCGUGAGUCCGGAGAGAUCAGCGUCCGCAACAACGGAAAGGGCAUCCCUAUCGAGAUACAUGAAACUGAGAAUAUCUUUGUCCCCGAAUUGAUUUUCGGACACCUCUUGACCUCUUCCAACUAUGACGACGAUCAGCAGAAAGUUACCGGUGGUCGCAACGGUUACGGUGCAAAGCUCUGUAAUAUCUUCAGUACGGAAUUCACCCUCGAGACGGCCGACUCUCGCGCGCAAAAGAAAUACAAGCAGACGUGGACGGAGAACAUGGGCAAGAUGGGCAAAGCCAAGAUCACGGCUUGCAAGGGUGACGAUUACACGAAAGUCACAUUCAAGCCCGAUUUUACCAAGUUUGGUAUGGAUGGCAUCGACGACGAUUUCGAGGCUCUCGUCAAGCGACGUGUCUAUGAUCUUGCGGGAACAAGCAAAGGCGUCAAGGUGUUUUUGAACGGCGAAAGACUGAAGAUCAAGAACUUCAAAGAGUACAUGAAAAUGUAUACCAAGGCCAUCAAGUCCGAGCAGGUCCAGGCCAGUGGUUCAGAAGAUGCCGCCGAGGUCAUUCUCACCGACAACCCGGAUGAGCGAUGGGAGAUCGGUUUUGCUGUGUCGGACGGCUCUUUUCAACAGGUUUCAUUCGUCAACUCCAUCGCAACGACAUCUGGCGGAACUCACAUCAACUACAUCGCUGAUCAAAUUGUCAACAAGCUAGUGGACAUCGUCAAGAAGAAGAACAAGGGUGGUUUCCAGCUGAAGCCGGCGCAACUUCGCAACCACAUUUUCCUUUUCGUCAACUGUCAGAUCGUCAACCCGGCAUUCAACUCCCAGACGAAGGAACAGAUGACGACAAAGGCCAGCCAGUUCGGUAGCAAAUGCACUGUCUCGGAAAAAUUCCUUAAGGACAUCGCGAAGACGUCAGUCGUUGACAACAUCCUUCAUUUCGCCCAACAAAAGGCCGAUCAGGUGCUCAAGAAAUCAGAUGGUGGCAGGCGACUGCGCAUGAACCACUCCAAAUUGACAGACGCCAACAAGGCUGGUACCAAAGAUGGCUAUAGAUGUACUCUUAUCCUUACAGAAGGUGACUCGGCCAGUUUGCUUGCUUUGGCUGGGCGUGCAGAGGUGGAUCCAGAUCUUUUCGGUGUCUUUCCGCUACGUGGUAAAAUGCUCAAUGUUCGCGACGCCUCCAUCGACCAGAUUUCCAAGAAUCAGGAGAUCCAGAACAUCAAGAAGUUCCUCGGUCUGCAACAUAAGAAAGAAUACACCGACACCAAGAGCUUGCGGUAUGGACACCUCAUGAUCAUGACUGAUCAAGAUCACGAUGGUAGUCAUAUCAAGGGUCUUUUGAUCAACUUCUUGCAAGUUCAGUUUCCCAGUUUGUUGAAGAUCGACGGUUUCCUUAUGGAGUUUAUUACACCCAUUGUCAAGGUUUGGAAGGGCGACCCCAAGCACCCGAAGCAACUCAAAUCUUUCUUCACGAUGCCCGAGUACGAGGCUUGGAAAGUAGAUCCGACGCAUCAGAAGGGUUGGGAUCACAAGUACUACAAGGGAUUGGGUACCUCCGAUCCUGCGGACGCCACCGAGUAUUUCCAGGACCUCGACAAGCACUUGAAGGAGUUCCACACCAUGAAGGAGAACGAAGCUCAAAUGAUCGACCUUGCAUUCUCAAAGAAAAAGGCUGACGCCCGCAAGGAGUGGCUGCGCAACUUCGUUCCUGGAACAUACCUUGACAUGUCCACGCCCAAGAUUUCCUACGAUGAUUUCGUCAACAAGGAACUGAUACUUUUUUCUAUGGCGGACAAUAUGCGUUCCAUCCCCUCUGUCGUUGAUGGCUUCAAGCCUGGUCAGCGCAAGGUGCUUUACACCUGUUUCAAGCGAAACGUCAAGAAAGACUUGAAGGUCAACGAACUUGCCGGUUACGUCUCUGGUUUGACGAAUUACGCGUACGGUGAUGCAUCUCUCCAACAGACCAUCACUGGUUUAGCGCAAAACUUUGUCGGUUCCAACAACAUCAAUGUCCUGGAGCCAAGUGGUAACUUCGGUUCCCGUAUUCAGGGUGGUAGCGAUGCGGCCAGCGCUCGUUACAUCUACACUCGACUUUCACCAUUCGCUCGCCGGCUGUUCCACGCAACGGACGAACCCCUGCUUGAAUAUGAUCAGGACGAUGGCAGGACGAUCGAGCCGACAAUGUACGUCCCCAUCUUGCCCAUGAUUCUUGUCAACGGCGCGGACGGUAUCGGUACGGGUUGGAGCUCUUCCAUUCCCAACUACAACCCUAUUGAGAUCGUGGAGAACAUCAGGCGCAGAAUGUCGGGUUCCUCUAAAGAUGACAUGGUGCGCAUGAACCCAUGGUUCAAAGGCUGGACUGGUCAAAUUGAGGACAUUGGUGGCGACCGCUAUAAGUUCACCGGUACUAUUCGGCAUACUGGAGCCAACGAAGUUGAGAUCACUGAGCUACCAAUUCGUGUUUGGACUCAGGAUUUCAAGGACAAGCUUGAAGACAUCAUCAAAGCGGAGAAGACGCCCUCCUUCAUUAAGGAUUAUAAUGAGUACCACACCUUGACCACGGUGAACUUUGUCGUCAAGAUGGCGGACGAUAAGAACAUGAAUGCCGCCUUGGAGAUGGGCCUAGAAGAGCGCUUCAAACUUUCCAAGACCAUGGCGACUUCAAACCUUGUUGCUUUUGACGCGCAGGGCAGGAUCCACAAGUACGCUUCUGAGCUUGAUAUCAUGGAGGAAUUUUACCAUGUCCGGCUGAAGUUCUACGAGAAGCGCAAGCAGUACAUGCUCAAUGAGAUGCACAAAGAGCUUGAGAAGCUCACCAACCAGGCUCGCUUCGUCCAAAUGAUCAUUGACGGCAAGUUGGUGGUUUCGAGAAAGAAGAAGGCCGCGCUCGUUGCGGAGCUCAAGGAGAAGGGUUUCACGCCGAUCCCGAAGGUCUCGGAUGCCAAGAAGCAGGGUGAAACCGAAGAAGUCGUGGAAGAGGAGGAAAGCGAGGAUGAUGAGCCUGGCGCAAAUGAUUAUGAUUACUUGCUCGGCAUGGCCAUCUGGUCCUUGACCGUCGAACGCGUCGAAAAAUUGCGCAAGCAGAUCGGCGAUAAGGAAGAAGAGGUUGACACCCUUAUCAAGAAGUCGCCGAAGGACUUGUGGAAUGCCGAUCUGGAUGCCUUCGUCGCAGAGUGGCACCAGCAGCUCGAGGACGAGGCAAACAACAGCAAGAAGUCGCGCAGAAAGGGUCGUCGCGCUUCUGCUAAGCUCCGGAUCGGAGGUAAAGGACCUGCCGCCAAGAAGAGAAAGGCGGAUGAUAGUGACGCGAUGAGCGACGACGAUUUCGAGAUCAAGCCUAAGAAACCGACGAAAGCUGCUCCGAAGCAAAACAGCCUGUUGUCGGGCUAUUUCGACAAAUACAGCGACUCUGCGGCCAACAAACCGGCUUCCAAGGUUGGUGAAACGAAACCUGCCGCGAAGGCUAAGGCCAAAGCCUCGACAACUUCGACCAAGCCGAAGAGCAAUCUCCUUACCUCAUACUUCGAAGACAAAGCCAAGAAGUCGGACACUGCAAUGGAAGUUGACGGUGCUUCUGACCCUCCUGAUGUAGAACCCGACUCGGAUGAGGUCAUUUCCAAGCCCGUCACCACGGCCGCUGCAAAGCCAAGGAAGGCCGCUGCCAAAAAGCCUGUCAUUGAAGACGAUGAAAGUGAUGAGGAGCCCGCUCCGCAACCAAAGCCAAAGAGGGCCGCUGCCAAAAAGCCUGUCGUCAGCGAUGACGAGAGUGAUGAGGAACCCGCUCCACAGCCAAAGGCGAAUGGCGCGAAAAAACCAAGCAGGUCGGCCAGUGAAGAGAGUGAGGAUGAGGACGUCUUUGCAGCUGUGGCCAAGGAGACCAAGGCCAAGCCAGCAGCACCACCAUCUCGUAGAGCCCGUGUUGCAGCCUCAAAGCCUACCAAAUACGUCUUAUCUGACUCUGAUAGCGAUGCAGAGGCUGCCGGCGAUGAUUUAGGCGAUAUUAGCAGCAUGGUCAAAGGCGCCAGCGGUACCACUGCUGAAAUUCCUAGCCGGUCACUCUUCUCCUUGUCUACUACCGCUCGUCCUUCAAGCGCCAACGGCCUGGGCAAGACUGUUGGCAGCAAGCCCAAACCCGCUCCCCUCAACCUUUCAGAUGAGGAAGAUCAGACCGACUACACCGCCCUGGCACCCCAGCCAUCCCCGCAACGCACCCGCAUAGCGAACGACACGAUUCUUUCUGUUUCUGACGACGACGUGGACAUGGAGGAUGCGCCCCCACCAAAGCCCGUGGCCAAAGGUCGCGGCCGGCCCGCAGGGAGCAAGAACAAGGCUACCACCGACGAUGCGCCAAAGCCUGCAACGAAGACUACCGCAAAGACUGCCGCGAAGCCUGCGGCGACGAAGGCGAAGCCGGCACCGAAGGCUCCAGCUGCCAAGGCUAAAGAGGCCGAGAAGCCGAAGACCCUUAGUCCGGCCGCCAAAGCUUAUGCAAAGGCCCGACCCGGCAGAGCUGCGGCUGCUUCAAAUAAGAAGUACACGGUUGAAAGUGAUGAGGAUGAGGAAGAGAGUUUCCAAGUGGAAGAUGAUGAUGACGAAAGCGAGGGGGACUUUGAUGAUGAUAGCGAGUAGACGGGGUAGCAAGGGAAAAAGUCCAGGGAGUACCAUUUGCUUCCCAACGGCGUUCGUGGAAUUCGUUUAUCCAAGACUGGAUAACAGAGGGAGUUUUACUGGAAGGGGCAUGAGAGGUGGCUAGCGGAUUUCUGAUUACCUUUUCCUGGCUUUCCGUCGUUGCGCAGUUCGGCUCAGCAGGAUGCAAGAAGAGCGUACAACGGUGUUGGUGUAGCUCAAUCGUCUUAGUUACCGUAGCUGAAGCUUUUUUACGAUUGACGCG